Molecule: messenger RNA, 1314 nt
Organism: Drosophila innubila
Lineage: Eukaryota; Metazoa; Arthropoda; Insecta; Diptera; Drosophilidae
Product: nischarin
Exons: 2
Coding region: 1-1215 (404 amino acids)
Molecular function (GO): protein binding
Source: RefSeq, a predicted model, not a curated record
AUGCCUUUAUUAGAGGCGCCUGCCGAGUACACGGAGUCAUCGCCGGAACACUCACUGCAGCCGGAAAUACCGAUAUUGCUGCCACCGUUACCAGGACCAGCUGCACUUCCACAACUACGUCCGCCUCCAGCUGCGGUGCGACUACAACAACAACAACAGCAGCAGCAGCAAGUGGAACGUCAGAAUCGUCGCAUAUUGGGACGCAGAAAUUCCUACGAUCGUGAUGUGCCCAUUGCAGAGGAGAAUGAACACUUUCCAGCCUUUGUGCAUCUGUUGCCAGUAGUUUUGCCGCCACAAUUGCCAGAGCCGACGCUAGAUGAACUAUUGCGUCGAGUGACGCAGCGCACGGAUUUGGAGCAUGUGGAGUCUGUGCGUCUUCGCGUCAUUUCCUAUUCAAUUAGCCUGUCCAGACUCUCGCUAUUUCUGCCCCGUCUACAGCAAUUGGAUCUCAGUGGCAGCGUUCUUAGUUCUCUAAGGGAUCUGGGUUAUGGACUGAUGCAGCUCACACAUCUGAACAUUAGCAAUUGUGGCCUGAACAGCUUCGAUGGCACCAGUGGCCUACCGGCCAUAAGGGUGCUCAUUGCGGAUGGCAAUAUGAUACAACGUGUCGGGCCUUUGUCGGAAUUGAGUCAACUUCAAGUGCUUCAGGCACGCAACAAUCGCAUCAGUGAACUGGGAUUGCUCUCGUUUCUGGGAUUGUGCCCGCAACUAAUGGAGGUGGAACUGACUGGUAAUCCCGUCUGCCGUUUGCCCCUCUAUCGUGAUACACUGAGACGCAGUGUGGCCACGCUACAGCAGCUGGACGGUCAAUCAAUUGAUGCGGACACCAACACAGAGCAAGAGGACUCACAAAGCUCGUUGUCAAGCGAGUCCGAGUCCUCGGCACGUCCUGCAACGGCACCACAACAACAACACAGCGAAACUUUUGUCGCAAAUAAUUCUCGUCCAGCAACUGCUUUGGUCUCAUUGGAUGCAGUGCGUCAUCAACGUCAGUCCAUAAAUUCCACACCUGUUGCAGGCUCCGUUUUGGGUUUGGUCCGACAACGUCGUCGUCGCAGUGGUCAUGCUUGGGUCAGCUCCUCAAGUGGCUCCUCUGCCAGCUCCUCGGCCUCCUCAACACGCGCUCCCUCUAUUAGCUCCUGCUCCUCCUCGCAGAGCAGCUUGGACAUGCACUCAAACUCGUACGCUUUCAGUGCUCGUAGUACAAUAGAUUAAAGUUUUGCUCACAUAACAGCUAAACGUUUAUUGUGAUUAAUCUAAUAAUAAUGUAUAAUUCAUAAAGUUAUAUGCAAUUAUUAAUAAAGUUAGACAAAA